AUAAAGUCACGUCCAUGCAUCUACAAAUACAGUCAUGUUCCAUGCAUCCACGUAUACAGUCAUGUUCCAUGCAUCAACGUAUACAAUCACGUUUCAUGCAUCACGCACCCAUAUAUACAUUCACGUUUUACGCAUCACGAAUCACGUAUAAAAUCACGUCCCACCCAUCACAUACCACGUAUCCACGUGCACAAGUCAGCACUAACGCAUGCCCAAGAGCCUCAACUCCCAUGGAGAUCAUAGUUCGAGAGGCUAGAGAAAAACUGGCAAAGUGCCCGUUCCGGAUGCUGUCAUUAUUCGAACCAAAUUUACAUUUGAUAUAUUGUCUCGCUGAGAUACCAUGCAUCGUUCGCUCAUGA
This is a messenger RNA of Loa loa (African eye worm), 359 nucleotides long. RefSeq lists its product as hypothetical. Lineage: Eukaryota; Metazoa; Nematoda; Chromadorea; Rhabditida; Onchocercidae. Bases 15 to 359 code for a protein of 114 amino acids. The transcript has a single exon. The record is from RefSeq and is a predicted model, not a curated record.